Molecule: messenger RNA, 2325 nt
Organism: Pezoporus occidentalis (night parrot)
Lineage: Eukaryota; Metazoa; Chordata; Aves; Psittaciformes; Psittacidae
Product: glutamine-rich protein 2-like
Exons: 14
Coding region: 16-2253 (745 amino acids)
Source: RefSeq, a predicted model, not a curated record
GAAGAAAUCCGCCUGAUGCAGGAGGCGCUUGGCUUGGGGAACCUCCGGGACACUGCUGGCCGGCUGCCAGGCCUCUGCAACCUAAGGACUCUGGCCAGUGAUGUGCAAAUGCUGAAGGAAAGGCUGGGCCUGUACCCAGACCCAGACGAGGUGACCAACAUGGUGCACUGGGAUGUGCUGGAGGAUUGCCUGGUGGGCAGCAAAGGAGACCAAGGAAGAGAUGGAGGAAGACCCAGAGGAGAACAAGAAGGAGACCAGUCUGCCACCACCAAGCCUCCCACUUCAGAUAUGGACAGCCCACAUGGGGCAAGCUCAGUGCUGGGAUCUAGAGACAGCUCGGUGGAGCUGAAGGAUCCAGGGACAGCUCUAACGGCCCCUAAGCAGCAGGCAAGCGUUCCCUCAGAUCAGAGGAGGAACGCUAGCACCACAGCGAUGAUGCAGACAGUGUGUCAGGACGCACAGACCAGCAGCUUGGGGACACAGCCAACCCAGCCAGAGUCCACGGGCACCCAGACCACCACCCUGGGGAUGCAGCCAGAGCCCACCGUCCCUCAGACCACCACCUCAGGGGAGCGGCUCGGCACACAGCUUCACGAGGCAGGCCCCCUGGCAGCAGGGACUCUCUUGCCGACAGCCCAGGGAUUCGAGAUCCCGCUCGACACUGAUCCCAGGGCCACGUCCCACUUGCAAGAGCUGGCCUUGCCCUCGCGCUCCAGCAGUGCCUACCACAACGCCUACAAUUGCUACGUGGAGACGGUGGAGGCUCUCAAGCAGAUUGGGGAGCUCAGACACCUCUGUGCUCCCCUGAAGGAGCAGGUGGCCCAGCUAGAAGCCACCAAAUUGGACGCGACUGAACUGGAGAAGCUGCGCCUGCUCCUCCAGGAGAGAGGCCAGGAGAGCGUUGCCAACACGCUGGGUGACCUCCAGGCCCCGGUGCCAUCCCUGCAGGGCCUGGCCAGUGACCUGCAGGGCUUGUCCAGGGACCUGCAGGGCGUGGCCAGGGACCUGCAGGGCGAGAAGGGAAAGAUCAGGAAGCUGGAGAGUGCCCUUGGCAAACUGGAGGCAGCCAGAGCCAGCUGGCAAAUGGACCUCAGCAACCAACGCAGCCUGCCAUUGGGGUCCACACCGCAGGAGGUAAAGUGGGACAGGAAGGAUCUGGCAGAGAAGCAGCAAAUAAGCAAGGCUGCACUGGAUCAGUUGGUGGCCCAGACGGGCGAGGAGGAGCGGGAGCAGCUGGAAGAGCUGAGCGUGAUGGAGAGCACGGGGCAGGAGGAGGCCGCAUGCCCCACCUGCAGCAGCAACGUCAGCACGCGUUUGGGGAAGCUUCUGCAGCGCUAUGAGAAGCUGCAGGGGUUGGUGGACUCCCUUAUGUCAAGCAAGAAGAGGGGCAAGGUGGUGAGGGAGCUGCCAGGGAAGAGCCAGGACCAGGAGACGCUGAAGCGUGUGCAGGCUGCCAUCCUGCAGAUGCAAGGGGAGUAUGAAAAGCUCAACUCUGUCACGGGGAGGCUCCUGGAUGACAGUCGGCAGCAGCAGAAAGAUAUCGAGGGUCUGUUCCAGUCCAUGGAGAGGCUGGAGAAGGAGAAGGCAGACAAGGAGGACCUGGAGCUGGGAAUGGAUGAGAAAGCAGAAAAGGGCGCCUUGGAAAGCAAAGUCAGUCGCACCCAAUUUGAGGCGAGCCUGGAGCUGCUGAACAAGAGAAACCAGGAGGUGCUGAGCCGGGUGACAGGCCAGGAGCAUGGGCUGCACGAGGUCCAGCAGCAGCUGCGGGAGGAGAUGGCCACCAAGCUGGAUCGCCUGGAGCUGGGGCCAUUCCAGCAACGGCUGGAGGAACAGUGGAAGAGCAGCCUUGAGCAGCUCAAGAAAAUGGCACCACUGACAGAAGCUGACGAUGCAGCUGGGAUUAGGAAGCAGCUGCUGGCGGAUUUCCAGUGCCUGUCUUGUGACAGGCAACUCAGCAUGCGGGUGCCUGGCUCGCCUAUCCCGCCCAUCCCACCACUUCCACCUCUGGUCCCUCGCAUCGCUGGACAAUCCCACCCUCUUUUAAAGACAGAGCAAACCCACAGGGAGCGGAUGGCUGCAUGCAGGUACCCCACCUUGCCACGGCAGUGUGGGGGCCAGCAUCCCCUCACACACCCGCUGCAGCGCAGCCUGCACCUCCAGCUUCUCCAGCCCAGCGCCCCACAGGCACUCCAGCCCUCCACCCUGCUUCCCAGCAAGGUAGGGAUGAAGAAAGAAGGGAUCCGGCGGGGCUGACUGAGGUUGGGAGGGCGAUGCUGAGCAUCUGGGGUGGGGGAGCCAUGCCUCAGUUUCCCCAGGAGAGAUGGG